Messenger RNA from Prosopis cineraria, 2866 nucleotides. RefSeq names its product metal transporter Nramp6. The record is from RefSeq and is a predicted model, not a curated record. Gene Ontology annotation, cellular component: membrane. Gene Ontology annotation, biological process: metal ion transport. NCBI's taxonomy places the organism in Eukaryota, Viridiplantae, Streptophyta, Magnoliopsida, Fabales, Fabaceae. Gene Ontology annotation, molecular function: manganese ion transmembrane transporter activity; cadmium ion transmembrane transporter activity.
ACGAGUUCCAUUGAGAAAUGAGAAUCUAAGUUCGAAGAUGAAGGAGGAGUCACUCUCCCAUCACUGUUCUGUUUUGCCUCUAUAUAAACCAUUUUAUGUUUCGUGCCUUUUGGGUUCAAAGAACACUGAAGACAGUUUAGUUGACACGGCUUUUGUUUCUGCGAGGAGUGGUUGGACCCGAGGGAUUGCGACUUGGCGGAAACAAGAGAACUAUAAAACCAGACAUCCGCAGCUUAAUUCUACGACAACAAUUGAGAGAGUCUUAUAUUGCACAAGAUCGGCGGCGCCCAUUGUCGCUUCUUCAAGAGCUGCUUCCAUGUUCCUUCACUGACCACCUUAUUGUAUUAGAGGCAGAAAGGAACAGGAGAACAGAGAAUAUGGCUCUCACAGGUUCAGCAUCUAGACAGCCGCAAUUCAUUUUGAGCACUGGAAACCGAAGCUCUUCCGAUGCUCCUCUGAUCGAAAACUCAGACACUGAACAAAUUGUCGUCCUGAUGUGAGUUAUCAAACUCCUUCCUUGAUUCAUCAUAGUUUUUAAUUUUUAUCGCAUGUAAAAUGAUUAUUUAAAAUUUGUGUGCGAGUUUUCUUUCUGCUGGUUAGGUUGCCAUAUUGCUGAUUUGAUAAUGAUGCUUAGUGAUUAGCUGCUCUAAGUCUUUAUUCUCUCUGUUUGCUUAUGACUAAUCUUUUCAGUUACAGUGAAGUUACUUUAUCAAUGACGUUGUAUUUCAUGUCAUAAGUUCAUAUGACGGAGUUACAGUGUUAACGGCAUAAGUCAACAUACAGAAGUGUCAUAAGCAACAUAUGUGUAACACUCUUCAAAUAGUUAUAAAGCUUGUAAUACGAGGUUUAUGUGAAUAAUCAACAAGUAAUCAGCCCUGGUAACGGUUUCAUAGCAAACCCUUCGAUAAAACAAAGAGUGACAGAGUGAAAGACCCCAUGAGUUGAAACUUGGAAAACAAUAUUAAGAUGUUAAAGAUUCUUUUCUUUUUCCCCUGACAUUUUCUUUCAGUUAGUGACAAAUUAGAAAUUACAUUGAAUUAAGUCUUGUAGUUAAAUUGGUGUCCAAAGCAAUUUGCCCAAUGACCAUGAUUUGUGUAUGUUUCUCUUCUGCAGAAAACAAGCUGGAAAAACUUAUUUGCAUAUAUGGGUCCUGGUUUUCUUGUUUCUAUUGCAUAUAUAGACCCGGGAAACUUUGAAACGGAUCUUCAGUCAGGGGCACAAUAUAAAUAUGAGUUACUUUGGAUUAUAUUGGUUGCCUCUUGUGCUGCUCUUAUAAUUCAAUCAAUGGCAGCCAAUUUAGGAGUUGUAACUGGAAAACAUUUAGCAGAGCACUGUAGAACUGAAUAUCCGCGGUCAACAAACUUCAUCUUAUGGGUUAUUGCUGAAAUUGCCAUAGUGGCUUGCGACAUUCCUGAAGUGAUAGGAACAGCCUUUGCAUUGAACAUGCUCUUCAACAUACCUGUUUGGAUUGGUGUUCUUUUAACAGGGCUCAGUACAUUGAUCCUCUUAGCAUUACAGCAAUAUGGGGUGAGGAAACUUGAAUUCUUGAUUGCAUUUCUGGUGUUUACAAUUGCUACGUGCUUUUUUGCUGAACUUGGGUAUGCAAAACCUGAUGCCAAAGAAGUUCUGGAGGGUCUUUUUGUACCAAAGCUCAAAGGGAGUGGUGCUACUGGCCUUGCAAUUUCACUCCUCGGGGCUAUGGUUAUGCCGCACAACCUCUUCCUCCACUCAGCACUGGUGCUUUCUAGAAUACCGCGAUCAGUUCAUGGAAUCAAAGAGGCUUGCAGAUUUUACAUGAUAGAAAGCGCCUUUGCUCUUAUGGUGGCUUUCCUCAUAAAUGUUUCUGUCAUCUCCGUGAGCGGUGCAGUUUGCAAUUCUUCGAAUUUGAAUGUAGAAGAUCAAGAGAACUGUCAGGAUUUGGACUUGAACAAAGCCUCCUUUCUGCUAAAAAAUGUAUUGGGUAAAUGGAGUUCAAAACUGUUCGCAAUCGCUUUGCUUGCUUCAGGUCAAAGUUCUACUAUAACAGGAACAUAUGCUGGGCAGUAUGUCAUGCAGGGAUUUCUUGAUUUACGACUGAAACCAUGGAUUCGAAAUUUUUUGACUCGUUGUUUAGCCAUAGUUCCGAGUUUGAUUGUUGCGGAUGGUGGCUCUGCUGGGGCAGGGAAACUUAUAAUUAUUGCAUCAAUGAUCUUAUCAUUUGAGCUUCCUUUUGCUUUGAUUCCACUCCUCAAGUUCACUAGCAGCAAAACCAAGAUGGGCGCUUAUGCCAACUCGUUCACGAUUUCAGUUGUGACGUGGAUCAUCGGUUCGUUCAUAAUGGCAAUAAAUAUAUACUACUUGCUGACAGGGUUCAUCAAGUUGCUUCUUCACAGUGACAUGGAAAUUGUGGGUAAGGUGUUUGUGGGGAUGCUAGGGUUUUCAGCCAUGGCAGUAUAUUUGGCUGGGAUUGCUUAUCUGGUGUUUCGCAAGAACAAGAAGGCAACACACCUUCUGGCACUAACAACACCUGAAAGUAGGCAUGGAAAUGAACAAGGCAAUGGAUCAAUGUAUUGCCUCCCUAGAGAAGACAUAGUUAGCAUGCAAUUGCCUCAGAGAAGUAACUUAGCUGAUCUUUGACUUGGAAGUUUUUCAAAAGCAACAUAGAUUUCUGAUAUAGAAUUUAGUUUGGGGCAUUCACUAGAGUAAGAUUAGUGGUUUUAGUUCCUGGAAAUUAGGAACGUGCUUAAGUAAGACUAUGUAUCACUUGACUUGGUUCAUAUAUAUUAAGUAAUGCACAUCUUGAAUCCUUGUUCUGGUCUCUUUUCUAAAGAAUUGUGUUUGUGACAGAACAAUGUUGGUCAAAAAUAGAAAACAAAUUUUGGGAUUU